Molecule: messenger RNA, 7710 nt
Organism: Lagenorhynchus albirostris (white-beaked dolphin)
Lineage: Eukaryota; Metazoa; Chordata; Mammalia; Artiodactyla; Delphinidae
Gene: RAPGEF6
Product: Rap guanine nucleotide exchange factor 6
Exons: 29
Coding region: 215-5059 (1614 amino acids)
Biological process (GO): positive regulation of ERK1 and ERK2 cascade; small GTPase-mediated signal transduction
Molecular function (GO): protein binding; guanyl-nucleotide exchange factor activity
Source: RefSeq, a predicted model, not a curated record
CCCCGCGCGGGCUUCUCUGGCCAGUCGCGCGUGGGCUGAGGCCCUGGGCGGGCCGUGCGAAGGCUUGUUUGCCAAAGCGGGGUCCCCGCCGCAGUCUGGAGCUCCCUUCUUCAGGGGAGGGGGAAAAGGGUGUAGCCCCCCUACCUAGGGUGAAUGGGCUGUCGCGUGGGCUGCUAAGGGCAGGCUGGGGAGCACGGGGGCCGGGGCCGCGACCAUGAACUCACCCGUGGACCCCGGAGCCAGGCAGGCGCUGAAGAAGAAGCCGCCCGAGCGGACGCCCGAGGACUUAAAUACUAUUUAUUCUUAUCUUCAUGGAAUGGAAAUAUUAUCAAAUCUCAGGGAACAUCAGCUUAGAUUAAUGUCUGCGAGAGCACGCUAUGAGAGAUACAGUGGCAAUCAAGUUCUUUUUUGUUCAGAAACUAUUGCCAGAUGUUGGUAUAUCCUGCUUUCUGGAUCUGUGCUUAUGAAAGACUCCAUGGUUUUGCCUCCUUGCAGUUUUGGUAAGCAGUUUGGAGGAAAAAGAGGAUGUGAUUGUCUUGUAUUAGAGCCUUCAGAAAUGAUUGUGGUAGAGAAUUCCAAAGAUAAUGAAGAUAGUAUUCUACAAAGAGAAAUUCCUGCCAGACAGUCUCGACGAAGGUUUCGGAAAAUUAACUGUAAAGGAGAACGUCAAACUAUUACUGAUGAUGUGGACAUUAACAGCUAUCUUUCUCUUCCAGCCGAUCUUACCAAGAUGCACAUUGCAGACAACCCUCAUCCACAAGUGACUCAUGUGUCUUCUAGUCAGUCUGGUUGUAGCAUUGCCAGUGACUCUGGGAGCAGCAGUUUAUCAGAUAUCUAUCAGGCUACGGAAAGUGAGGUAGGAGAUGUAGAUUUAACACGUCUUCCAGAAGGACCUGUUGAUUCUGAAGAUGAAGAAGAGGAAGAUGAAGAGAUUGAUCGAACAGAUCCACUGCAGGGGCGAGAUCUUGUUCGAGAAUGUCUUGAAAAAGAACCUGCAGACAAAACUGAUGAUGACAUUGAACAGUUACUGGAGUUUAUGCACCAGCUUCCUGCUUUUGCAAACAUGACCAUGUCUGUAAGGAGAGAACUCUGCUCAGUGAUGAUUUUUGAAGUGGUGGAGCAGGCUGGAGCUAUUAUUCUUGAAGAUGGGCAAGAGCUUGACUCAUGGUAUGUUAUUUUAAACGGCACUGUAGAAAUUAGUCAUCCAGAUGGAAAAGUUGAAAAUCUCUUUAUGGGAAAUAGUUUUGGAAUUACACCCACUCUGGAUAAGCAGUACACGCAUGGAGUUGUUAGGACUAAAGUAGACGAUUGUCAGUUUGUCUGCAUAGCCCAGCAGGAUUAUUGGAGAAUUUUAAAUCAUGUGGAAAAAAAUACCCAUAAAGUUGAGGAAGAAGGAGAAAUUGUUAUGGUACAUGAGCACCGUGAACUAGAUCGCAGUGGAACCAGGAAAGGACACAUUGUAAUCAAGGCAACACCUGAGCGUCUCAUCAUGCAUUUAAUAGAAGAGCAUUCCAUUGUGGACCCAACUUAUAUAGAAGAUUUCCUAUUAACUUAUAGAACAUUUCUUGAAAGUCCUUUGGAUGUUGGGACCAAACUAUUGGAAUGGUUUAAAAUUGACAGCUUAAGGGAUAAGGUAACACGGAUUGUAUUAUUAUGGGUAAAUAAUCAUUUUAAUGAUUUUGAAGGUGAUCCUGCUAUGACUCGAUUUCUGGAGGAAUUUGAAAAAAAUCUGGAAGAUACAAAAAUGAAUGGUCAUCUCCGGUUAUUGAAUAUUGCCUGUGCUGCAAAGGCUAAGUGGAGACAGGUUGUGCUGCAAAAGGCUUCCCGGGAGUCCCCUCUGCAUUUCAGCCUAAAUGGAGGAAGUGAGAAGGCAUUUGGUAUUUUUGUUGAAGGUGUAGAACCUGGUAGCAAAGCUGCUGAUGCAGGACUGAAACGUGGUGAUCAGAUAAUGGAAGUAAAUGGACAAAACUUUGAGAAUAUAACGUUUGUGAAGGCCCUUGAAAUUUUGAGGAAUAAUACUCAUCUUGCGCUUACUGUAAAGACCAACAUUUUUGUGUUCAAAGAGUUACUUACUAGGACCGAACAAGAGAAAUCUGGUGUUCCUCAUAUUCCCAAAAUUGCUGAAAAAAAAAGUAAUCGCCACUCAAUCCAGAAUGUACCAGGAGAUAUUGAACAGACAUCACAGGAGAAAGGAAACAAGAAAAUAAAAGCAAAUACUGUUUCAGGUGGAAGAAACAAAAUCAGGAAAAUUUUGGAUAAAACACGAUUUAGUAUCUUGCCUCCAAAACUGUUUAGUGAUGUAGGCCUGAGCCAAUCACAGGACGACAGCAUUGUGGGAACGAGACACUGUAGGCACAGUUUGGCCAUAAUGCCUAUCCCUGGAACACUCUCAUCCAGCAGCCCCGAUCUCCUGCAGCCUACCACCAGCAUGUUGGAUUUUUCUAAUCCCUCAGAUAUUCCUGAUCAAGUUAUAAGAGUUUUCAAAGCAGAUCAACAAAGUUGCUACAUUAUCAUCUGUAAAGACACUACAGCUAAAGAAGUUGUUUGUCAAGCUAUUCAUGAAUUUGGUUUGACUGGUGCAUCUGACACAUAUUCUCUCUGUGAAGUUUCUGUUACUCCUGAGGGUGUCAUAAAACAGAGGAGACUUCCGGACCAGUUCUCCAAAUUAGCUGAUAGAAUUCAGCUCAAUGGAAGAUAUUAUUUAAAAAAUAACAUGGAAACAGAAACCCUCUGUUCAGAUGAAGAUGCUCAAGAACUAAUUAAGGAAAGCCAACUAUCCAUGCUGCAGCUCAGUACUAUUGAGGUGGCCACUCAGCUGUCAAUGAGGGACUUUGAUUUAUUUCGUAAUAUUGAGCCUACUGAAUAUAUUGAUGACCUUUUUAAGUUAGAUUCAAAAACAGGAAAUACUCACUUGAAAGAAUUUGAAGAUAUUGUAAACCAAGAGACAUUCUGGGUGGCCUCAGAGAUUUUAACUGAAUCAAAUCAGCUCAAACGAAUGAAGAUUAUUAAACAUUUUAUUAAAAUUGCACUUCAUUGUCGAGAAUGUAAGAACUUCAAUUCCAUGUUUGCAAUAAUAAGUGGCUUGAACCUGGCAUCUGUAGCACGACUCAGAGGUACUUGGGAAAAGUUACCAAGCAAGUAUGAGAAACACCUCCAAGAUCUACAAGACCUUUUUGAUCCAUCUAGAAACAUGGCAAAAUAUAGAAAUAUUCUUAGUAGUCAAAGCAUGCAGCCUCCAAUUAUUCCACUCUUCCCCGUUGUCAAGAAAGAUAUGACAUUUCUACAUGAAGGAAAUGAUUCCAAAGUAGAUGGUUUAGUAAAUUUUGAGAAGCUCAGAAUGAUUGCCAAGGAAAUUCGUCAAGUUGUUCGAAUGACUUCUGCUAACAUGGACCCAGCUAUGAUGUUCCGACAGAGGAAGAAGAGGUGGCGGAGUCUGGGGUCACUGAGUCAAGGCAGCACAAAUUCAAACAUGCUGGAUGUUCAGGGAGGUGCUCACAAAAAAAAGGCACGCCGUAGCUCUCUGCUUAAUGCUAAGAAGCUGUAUGAAGAUGCCCAAAUGGCAAGGAAAGUGAAGCAGUAUCUUUCCAGUCUGGAUGUAGAAACAGAUGAGGAGAAGUUCCAGAUGAUGUCAUUGCAAUGGGAGCCUGCAUAUGGUACCUUGACCAAGAAUCUAAGUGAGAAAAGAUCAGUCAAGUCAUCAGAAAUGUCUCCAGUGCCUGUGAGGUCAGCUGGCCAAGCAGCUAAAGCCUAUUUGCAUCAGCCCCACAGAGUGAGCCAGGUGCUUCAGGUGCCAGCUGUAAAUUUGCACCCCAUCAGGAAGAAGGGACAAGCAAAAGACCCUGCCACACUGAGUACAAGUUUACCUCAGAAAAUUUUAGGAACAACUGAAGAAAUAAGUGGUAAGAAACAUACAGAAGACACUAUUUCUAUGGCAUCAUCCUUACAUUCUAGUCCUCCUGCGUCUCCUCAAGGUUCCCCUCGCAAAGGUUAUACACUUAUACCAUCAGCUAAAUCUGACAACUUGUCUGACUCCAGCCAUAGUGAGAUUUCUUCACGGUCCAGCAUUGUGAGCAAUUGCUCUGUUGACUCCAUGUCUGCAGCUCUACAGGAUGAACGGUGUUCCUCCCAGGCUGUGGCAGUCCCUGAAUCCACUGGAGCAUUUGAAAAGACAGAGCACUCCUCAGGGAUAGGAGACCAUAGUCAGCCUGGCCCUGGGUGGACACUCUCAAAGCCAUCACUAAUCAAGAAUUUAGCUGUCUCAUCUUCUGUGAGCAAUGAUGAGAUUUCUCACGAGCAUAUUAUUAUAGAAGCAGCUGAUAGUGGUCGUGGAAGUUGGACUUCCUGUUCAAGCAGCUCCCAUGACAACUUCCAAAGCCUUCCAAACCCAAAAGGCUGGGAUUUUUUGAACUCUUAUCGACAUACCCAUUUGGAUGGUCCCAUAGCUGAAGUUGAACCCACUGACUGUGAGCCCUGUACCUGUCCUAAAGUCUGCUCUCGAACUUGUGGUCAGUGUAAAGGAAGCCUAGAGACUAAUCAGAUGAGGCAGAGUUGGGCUUCCUCUAGUUCUCUGUCUGAUACAUACGAACCAAACUAUGGGACAGUUAAACGGAGAGUGUUGGAGAGCACCCCAGCUGAGUCAUCUGAAGGCUUGGACCACAAGGACGGCAUCGACCCCGUUUAUAAAACUGUUACUUCGAGUACAGAAAAGGGCUUGAUUGUGUACUGUGUCACCUCACCCAAGAAGGAGGAUAGGUAUAGGGAGCCACCUCCCACUCCUCCAGGAUACAUGGGGAUUUCUUUAGCAGACCUAAAGGAAGGACCCCACCUACACCUAAAACCUCCAGAUUAUAGUGUGGCAGUGCAGAGGUCAAAGAUGAUGCAUAACAGCCUCUCUAGACUGCCACCAGCUUCUCUCAGUAGCAACCCUGUGGCCUGUGUUCCAUCGAAGAUCGUAACUCAGCCUCAGAGGCAUAAUUUGCAGCCAUCCCAUCCUAAACUAGCAGAUGUGACUGACGCAGAUAGCGAAGCAGAUGAAAAUGAACAGGUUUCAGCAGUGUAGCCUUUGGAUUGACCUGAUUGAAGUCUACUGAAAGUCACGGAGGAAGGAGUGGGCAGAACCAACUCACAAUUCUGCAGGCCGUUGCCAACAAAUAGCUCGCUGCUCCUGCUGCUAACCCAGAGGUUUUAAUCCCUGUACUCUGAGCAAUGAGAUAACCCUGAAUCAUGCUUCCUUUCAUUUAAUCCCUGCAGAUGCAUAGUUUCCUCAGCUAUGGAUGUUGUGCCUGGAUACCAGUCUUCGCUUUGCACACCAGACCUGCCUUGGGACCACAGUUACUAGAACAAAUUCAAACUCGAGUCCUCCCCAUAUAUAUCACUAUAGAUUUUCCUUUAACAUGUUAUUUUUAAGAUAGUAGUAGUGGUAGUAUUUUCAAGCCAUAGCUUGGGUUAACAGACAAAUUCAGAAUGUCUGCCAAUACCAAGGAUAUUUUUAUGUAUUUGAAAAGUAACUUAUUAUUUGAAGUUUUGUGGUUUUGUUUGUAUUUGGGAGCUCUUGUUAAUUGAUGUUCAUGUUUGAGGCCAUAAAACUGUCUCUGAUCUGACCAAACUGAAGCCAUCUUUACAGGAUGAUAUGUUUGAUCUAUACAGAGAUGUAACCAUCUAUAGCACCAACGAAACGUGGGGUCUCAGUUUGAGUGGAACAGGAAUCCCUUUGCUGUUGAGGUGUUAGGAAGGAGAAUACUGCCAUCUGCUGGUCAGGAUUUGGAAAGCCAAAUGAAGCUACCACAGGGUCCUAGCAGUCUCUUGGGAAAAGGAAGGGGUAUGAUGGGGUGUGUAGCAACCCUAAUUUCCAAAGAAUGAAAUGUUUAUCUUACAUAACAUGUAUACCAACUUAAGUGAAAGUCAUUCUCUGUCUAACUGUAGCUAUAAGUAUAAAUCCAGUAAAUAGAGAAUGAGUUCUAGACAGUUCUACUCUGUAGAAACCCAUACCUAAAAUUUUUCACAACUCAAAUAUGGAGUUUUUUUAAAGGACAUGUUAUCUUUGGCGGUAUAGUCAUGAAGAUCAAUUUAGCUUUAUGCGGUGUUCUGCAGCACCCACCACCCAACCCCCAUCUUACAGCACAAGGCUGUUUUUAAUCUUCAUAAACCCUGCAGCUCCCAGUUGCCUGCAGGUAAAGCUCAUUAGCACACCAAGGUCUAUAAUUGGUUGAAAAUUUUGUGGGGGAAAGAGGAGCUAGAAUUAUGGAAGUGAUUAUUUCUUGGUUUUCACUUUAGGCCUUGAGAGGAAGGAGACAUAUAUAUUUAACAGCCUGUUGGGCGUGGCACUCUUAAGUAUUUAAUUAAAAUUUCAUUGACUAUUUACUGGAUGAGGUAGACUUUCCGCAUUUAAAAAAGAUUAAGUAUGAUGUUUUCUACAUCUUAAGUUUAAAUUUUUUCAUUCGUUUUUUAGUGUAAAGGCAAGUGAAAGGUUAAUAAACUUCUGUGACUACCAAAAAAAAAAAAAAGCCAAAGCCAUUAAUGUGUACUACCCAAAUCAACUUGGAGCCAAAAAUAGGUUUACUUCUGAAUGAUUAUCCAUAUGUGAAUUUAUAGGAUUUAGUUGGCUUAUUACUUCCUUUUGAAAAGUUCUCAUUUUUUCCUAGCUCUCUCUUCCUUCUCUCUAUCAUCCUCCUAUUUCCUUCAUUUUAAAAUCAUAAAUCAGUGCCAACUGGCAAAUGGCAGUAGUCCAUCUUUUCUAUCAAAAUGAUAAUUUCUUCAUUUUAGGAAAAAUAGCAUGUCUGAAAAAUUCCCAUGGGCAAAAAACUGUAAAUACGAAACUUAAGCCUUAGAAAUUAACCCCAGGUAUGUUAGAAUGAGGCUAGUUGGCUCCAUAGCUUUCUUGGCCCAUUGAAAUGGAAAGUAACCUGGAUCAAAAAUCCUGGUUUGAAAGUCACACUGUAAAGGUUUGAUCUAUAAACAGUGGUCCUGUGAUCAUAAAUUUUUCUUUCACUGAUUUAGACAAUAUUAUUUUCAUGUCCAGAGCAAAACAAAGUGAAAGAUAUUUUUGCUACAACCAUCUUUUUAUCCAGUUUGGGUAUUUAUUCUCACCAUUUUAUAUCCACUCCCCGGAAAAAUGUGCUGUUUGCACAGUAUCUGUUUUUUUAGCAGGUCUUUCAAACCAGAUGGGAGCCUUCUCCAUCGUUGUCCUCAAUGUUGUGGAUAAUAUCUUGCACAGAGAGUCAGAGGCUUGUGGUUUUGGACUUGCAUCCUGUAGCUGCCUUUGUUUCCUGUAGCUUGAAAUGUGAGUGUUUGGAUCAGCUGAUCACAUUGAUCAAGAACUAAAGCCAAAUGCUUUCUAGUUUGAUAUGUAUUUAUCCCUUAAAAAAUCGUGGCGUUUUGAUCUUUAUAUUCUAAUUUACGGUACAUUCCUGCCUUCUCUUAGUUUGUCACUUGACUAGAACAAGAGAAGCCUUAACCUAUACUUGCUCCAAUUCAAAAUGCCCGUUUGUUUUUAUUUUAUAAAUUUAUAAGUAUACUGAAGAGAUCUAUGCCCUCAUUGUACCACAACUCUGAAUCUGCCAGGGCUAUUGAAGCAGUAAAUCCUCACUGCAAACUUUUGCCAAAUAAUAAGUUUCAACAAAAAAAUCUCUGCAUAAUGAAAGAUUUGGAGAAUUAGUAAAUCCAGUAUAUACUUCCAUAAAGGUUUAUUGUAAUUUAAUAAAGUCUUACUUU